AUCCCAAAUAUGUUCAUCUGCUACUCCCAUUCCUCGUCGAAUGCUAGCUAAACAGCGAUUAAGGUGCAACUAAUAGGCAUUUAUACCCAACGUGGUCGAUGCUUACGAUAGUAUUUUAGUUUCGGGAUACUUUAAUGGCAUGAGUCGUUAUUUUAAAUGUAUUUGUAUCGCCAUUUGAGUCCGAAUUCUGAGAAACUCCAUUACCCAUCAGCCAUCUGUUAUUGUCUGAACUCGGGCUAGUUGCUGUAUAUAUAUUAUUCCGCUGCACUGAGUUGCUUGGUCCCUUGCUGCUGCUCUGGUUGUGGUGCAUUAGAGAAAUUGCUCGUACUUGACCGCACACGAGCAACAACUGUCCCCGGGCUGUGAGUCGUCUGGGAUGGGUAACUGGAGUCCAUAACUGCGCUCAGCAACUUCACCAUAAUGUCGAUGACUUUUGGCUGGUCGAGCAGCGUGACUCUGCUGUUUGACUUCUGGGAUGUGCACGGGCCUGCAGGGAUGGUGCUGUCGGUGUUUGUGGUCCUGCUGCUGACGGUGUUCUACGAGGUGCUCAAAGUGUGGAGGCUGUGGUUGAGCAGCAGCUCAAAGCUGGCCCAGCCUCAGUCUGCGUACGCCCCCCCCCCAUCCUACCGCAGCGACAGCACCACGGCGCUGGAGAGCAGCCCCUCCGAGUCCUCGCUGACCCCCAUGGAGCCCCCCCCUCCCGCUGCAAACACCACACACAGAUGGCUGCUGCAUGCGAUCCAGACGGCCCUCCACAUGCUGCAGGUGUCUCUGGGGUACAUGCUGAUGCUGUGCGUCAUGUCCUACAACACCUGGAUCUUCCUCGGGGUCGUGGUGGGCUCCGUCCUCGGGUAUUUCAUCUCCUUCCCUCUCGUGGUUCACAAAUGAUGAUAUGGACACACUUCAGACACAGGGUGGAUUUUUAUCAUCUGUAUUUUUUUUCCCUGAGUUAAGAGGAUCUUAUGCUCUGGAUAUUUGAGGGGAAACCACCUAAUUUGAAUUGUGUUGUUCUGCUUCUUAGUGGUUUUUUGUGAAAAUGUGAACACUAGGCGGGGACAAGGGGAGUUCCUGGUACGCUGAAUGAUAAGAUGAGCAACCCAACACAAACUACUGCUGCAUGAAACACAUCUGGUUAUUGAAACUAAAAUAUUAUGCACAAACUCAUUCGCACUGUCUGUGAGCAGCACUCUGUCCCUCUUUAAUCUGUGGCCUCAGGGCUCUUUAGAGGUCACUUUGACUGGACAUACUUACUAAUAUCAUUUGUCUUUGACCAGAGGAACAAUAUGUAUAUUUGUAUCGUUUUUCAGGUGUUUUCUUUUAUGUUAAAGGGAUAUAGCAUUGUGUUUCUGAGGCGUAAUCUUGCUCAUCUUAUGAACAGCAAACAUCUAGGAGGAGAUUGGAGUUUAGUUUAAUUGGACUCCAGCAUUUAAAUUCUCCACAGCAGAGGAACGACAAAAAUGUAAAGAAGGGAAGUCAGGCUCGUGGCAUAUUACGGUUGUUUCUGGUCAGAAGUAUCAGACUAUUCUAGUCCUCUGUAUUUUCCAGAAAAGUCAAGGUAUAAUGACACUACAAACUAUCACAACAUUAGAUAUUUGAACUGUUAUUAAGGGAGAGGUCUGACUAUGCUGAGAAGACACAGUUACUGAAGCUUCAAGGUGAAAUCAUCAUGACUUUUAUGUUUUAAUCUAAAAAGCAACGUUUGUGUGUGAACUAACAUGGAAGUAUUGAAUACUGAUUUCUCUUUUUUUGUGGUGUUUGAGUGAAACCUAAACGCAGACUCGCACUCGGAGCUGAGAUUGACGGUCAGAGGACUUUUGACAGGGCUAAGAAUCAGGAACUGAAUCAUGUGAUUGCGGUUUGUAAACUUCUCUAAUUUGUCAUCUUGGUUCACGGACCUUCUCUCACGUGAAAGACAAUCAUGUGGUUCGUUGGCAAUCAUUGACCACCCUUAACCUGCAAAGAAAAGAACCCUGAAACCAACUUAUAACAUGUGUUUGAGUUUUUAAACUAGUUUUAGACUUAGUCCAGUUAAAACCUUUUUAGUUGGGAGUGGUGGGUCGAAAAUAAAAUGUUUCCUUAAUGUGUUUCUGUUGCAAGAACUUGGCCGACAAAAAUAAAGAAUAAAGUUGAUGAAAUAGUUUUAUUCAUCCAUAUUUAAUAUGUAUAUACAGUUUAUUGCAAGAAGGGAAAGGCACUAGACAAACAGCUGCUCACACCACAGACAGAUACUUGUAAUAAAUAAACAGGAGAAGGUGACGGACAGUUUGUUGCAUUGGAAGGAAUGGUUCUUAGGAAACUCUAAAUGUGCCUUGGAUACAGUGAGUGAUUUUAUUACAGGUCACUGAAUCAUAAAAAUGAGAGUUAAAAGUUUUCCCUAAUUUCAUUUGAAAAUAAAUUGAAAUGUAAUUGCAAUUUUUUAAAGAUGUUCCUGCAAAGAAAUAUGUCAUUUUGUACUAAUUCUAAUAAAAAUGAUAUGUUAGUACUUUA
Messenger RNA from Trematomus bernacchii (emerald rockcod), 2487 nucleotides. RefSeq names its product solute carrier family 31 member 2 (gene slc31a2). The coding region runs from base 421 to 888 and encodes 155 amino acids. Gene Ontology annotation, cellular component: membrane. The record is from RefSeq and is a predicted model, not a curated record. The transcript is spliced from 4 exons. Gene Ontology annotation, biological process: copper ion transmembrane transport. NCBI's taxonomy places the organism in Eukaryota, Metazoa, Chordata, Actinopteri, Perciformes, Nototheniidae. Gene Ontology annotation, molecular function: copper ion transmembrane transporter activity.